AUGUCGGCAAUUCUGGCCAUCAUAGGUUUCAGCGUAAACAGCCCACCACAAAGGGCUGCAUGGAAGCCGGGUCACCUUCGGACCAGUCACGAAUCGACACCCUCAGGCAGGUCAUGGCGCCGCCGUGACAUGGCGGAUCAUAACCGCCAUGCGUGCCAACCAAUGGCAAUUUUCGUCGGAGGAUGGGUCGUCGAAGCUUAUGGUGGGAGUUCCUUACAGGAGGCAUAA
Penicillium verrucosum is the source of this 228-nucleotide messenger RNA. RefSeq lists its product as uncharacterized. NCBI's taxonomy places the organism in Eukaryota, Fungi, Ascomycota, Eurotiomycetes, Eurotiales, Aspergillaceae. Bases 1 to 228 code for a protein of 75 amino acids. The record is from RefSeq and is a predicted model, not a curated record. The transcript has a single exon.